AUCUGCGCAUGCGCACAUUUAUCAAAACGCCGACACAAGCUUGCUUGAGAGGAUGGAGAACGUGGCACCAGCCAACGGCACGCUAGACUGUCCUCUGGUCUCCGAGGAUGUGGACAGGAUCUGCGUGAUGCCCGACCUGAGUACCAUAAAGACGGAGCAGACGGUGGGCGCGAUCUCUGAUGACACCAACCCCCAGAAUGUGGCCAUGGGCAUCAAGUUCAUCCUUCCCAACCGAUUUGACAUGAACGUUUGCUCCAGAUUUGUGAAGUCUCUCAACGAAGAGGACAGCAAGAACAUCCAGGACCAGGUUAACUCUGACCUGGAGGUGGCUUCUGUUUUAUUUAAAGCUGAGUGUAACAUCCAGACUUCUCCCACACCUGGAAUACAAGUCCGCCACGUGUAUACACCAUCCACCACCAAACACUUCUCCCCCAUCAAACAGUCCACAACCCUCACCAACAAACACCGUGGAAACGAGGUUUCCUCCACACCUCUCUUAGUUCACU
Molecule: messenger RNA, 506 nt
Organism: Nothobranchius furzeri (turquoise killifish)
Lineage: Eukaryota; Metazoa; Chordata; Actinopteri; Cyprinodontiformes; Nothobranchiidae
Source: RefSeq, a predicted model, not a curated record